Molecule: messenger RNA, 2260 nt
Organism: Drosophila innubila
Lineage: Eukaryota; Metazoa; Arthropoda; Insecta; Diptera; Drosophilidae
Product: trichohyalin-like
Exons: 2
Coding region: 263-2176 (637 amino acids)
Source: RefSeq, a predicted model, not a curated record
ACGAAUCACAAAUAAAUACUUAAUAUUCCGAUAUCAAUUCAACUCAAAUAAGUGAUACAAUUUCGGGCAUUCACAAAUAGCUUGAAGACUAUAACAUAAGUAAAAGUUAUUCGAAAACCAUACCAUACCAAACAAAAACAGACUUUAUAUAUAAAAGAUAAUCCUCGAUAAGUCUUGUAUUGCACCACCAGGACACACAAGGUUCCUGAAGCACCGCAGGGUCCUGCCUGUGGUUGUGAGUGCCAAGCGCUUUAAUGACAUUAUGUACAGAUCCACAAUGGGUCUUAAGCGAGACAAGCUGGCUGCAUCAGAAGAGGACGAACGGUAUUUGCAAUACCUCAAAGAUGGUAACGAUGCGCUUGUCAAGUGUUUCAAGAACAUUGGCACUCAAUCCCUGGACGACGAGAAGAAAGCGAAGCUUGAUCUUGAACUUAAGGAAGCUGAAAUCAGAGAAAAACAAGUCCGACUGGAGGAUGAACGUGUACGCAAGGAACGCAUAAUGCGGGCUAAUCGCAUAUUGGAAAACUUAAAGUCUGGUCAACUUGCCCUGCACCAUGCAUUAGUCGAAAGUGAAACGAUCCAUCAACGCAAAUAUAACGAAGCUGUCAAUCGGGAGAUCGCCGAGGAUGCGAAACGCCAGGAACGUCUUGACGCCAUACAGUGUCCUGAAACAUUGAUUCCAGUUUCAAGUCUCACUGAGGAAGAGCUGAAAGCUCAAGAGCGGGCAAAAGCAAUCGCAGUUCGGUCUAAUUUCCUAAAGGAUAUCGAGGAGAGACGCCAGCGGAAAUUAGUGGAAAGGGAACAGGAGAUAUUCGACGGCAUUGUUGAGCGGGAGCAGUAUAAAUGCCUCCACGAAGAAGAACUAAAGGCUGCCAAAAAGGUGGUUGAGAAAAAACAAGAAUUUUGCCGUCGUGCAUACCGAGAAUCUCUUAAAGAAAAGGCCAAGAUAGCAGAAUAUGAGAAUAUCUGUGAUCAGAUUGACGAUAGAGUUAUCUGCGUGGAUGUGACAAGGCGUCGUAACCUGGACAAACGCUAUAAUACAGAAUAUAAGGCGAUGCAAGAGAAAUUAGUACGUGAUCGGGAAACUCUCGCAGUGCAAAUCUGUCGGGUGCAACAGGAAACCAAGCGAAGGGAUCAGGAACGUGAUGAUCAAAAUGUUGAUCGCUAUAAUGUUGAAGUGGAGAUAGACGAGACACGUCGACAAUGUCAGAUAGAGGAGUUGGCCAGGCAACGACGUGCCUACCAGUUGGUGGAACAAAGACUAGUCAAGGAGAAGGAACAGCGAGAGGCGGAGAUUCGUCGCUUUCAGAUUGCUGGACGACUCAAGUCUCAGGAGGCAAACAAACGCUUUUAUAUCAGCCAAAAGAGACGUAAGGAUAAAGCAACUGCUGAUCUUCGUGACAUACUGCACGGCCAGCGGGAUGAGUUCCUAGAAAAGCGUCGAGAGGAGCAGAUGCGUAUGUCCGCUUGCCAAGUAAAUCCCUACCUACAGGAGGAUCUCAAUUUCAUCAAUGAUGCAGCCAGAUCGGUUCAAAAGGCACGAGAGGAAGGGCGACCCAUUUACCCCAUUGCCAAGGCUGUCGAGACCUAUCGACGUAAGAAUCAAUUGGAAGUGGAGCCGGAGAGUCAUCUGGUGCGUCGCAGCAAGAUUCGUGACUAUUGUUGGCCAGGAUACCACUCCAAGGCCGAUUUGGCCUAUAGGCAGUACGAGCAUCGGGAUAAGUGUCGGCAAAAACAAGAGUUUGAUCGUCAUCAAAUAUUUGCCAAUUGUAUAAAAAUUACCAAAAUGGCUGCCGAGGAACAACCUUAUAAGCCAUGUGUUCCUUCCUGUCCCGUCAAGUGCUUCCAGCACCGUGGCAUGCCUCCCAUUGAAAUCGUUGACUCCUUCGAUGUGUGUAGAGAUGUUUGCUACGAGGAUGAACCUCCAAUUGGUCCAUGUCCCAGCCAUAUGCAGGUUCAUAAGUCUUGUAAAAACGAUUCACCGAACCAGUUGCAACAAAAUGAGCCAAACAUGGAAUGCCCUAAUGCAAGAAUAUCAUUGAGUAGUGAGCGUAUAUCGGAUAAUGCAGCCCGAGAUCAUCCAUUCAUUCAAGUUCUAUCAAAGCCGAGUGUCUCACUUAGACCUUCUGAGACAUAUCGCAUUUCUCGCUCUGAUCGAACUCGCACAUGGCGUUAAGCUGGAAAAUUGUUCUUCAGUUGGAAUGAGAAUUAUUAUUUCAUAUGUUCAAGAUAUUAUAAAAAUAUAUGCUAGUCAAAAUAA